Messenger RNA from Pedinophyceae sp. YPF-701, 1059 nucleotides. NCBI's taxonomy places the organism in Eukaryota, Viridiplantae, Chlorophyta, Pedinophyceae. The record is from the annotation of a GenBank genome assembly.
AUGUUCUCUGGAAUGUCAUCCCUCCGCAAGGAGGAGAAGGACGCGAAGCCUGUCGAGCUGUCCGAGCAGCAGAAGAAGAUGCAGGACUACCUGAAGAAGUACACCGGCGGGGGCGCGGAGGACGCCAAGAAGAAGAAGAAGAGGAAGCGCAAGGUCGCGCCGCCGGGGACCAUCUCCAUCGUGGACGAGGACGCAGCGCUCCCGAAGGCCCCGUCGCGCGCAGACGCGGAGCCUGACGACGCCGAGCUGGACCCCCUGAACGCGGGGGAAGACGCGCCCGCGAUCGCCAACCUCGACGAGUUCAAGUUCCAGAUGCGCCGCCAGGAGCAGGCGCAGAAGUCGAUGGCGGCGGCAGGCUCCCCCCCGGCACAAAAGCGAGACAUCAACAAGAUGUCGGACGGCAGCAAAGCAGGCAUGAUCAAGGGCCAGGAGCUGAAGCACGAGCUGCAGAAGAAGGCGGACAUGGAGCGGCGCAGGUUCGAGGCGCUCGGGGAGGAGCAGACGGGGCGCGCGGCGGAGACGGUGUACCGCGACAAGCACGGGCGCAAGGUGGACAAGUCGCACUUCGAGGCGGAGCGCAAGGGGCUGAGCAGGGACGAGCGGCGCGGGGAGCGCCCGGAGUGGGCGCAGGGCCUCGCGCAGCAGGCGCAGGUGGCCGCGCGGCGGGAGGACGCAGGGCGCGAGCUGAGCAAGCAGUUCAUCGUCACGAAGGAGGACCGCGACCUGAACGACACGCAGCGGCGGCGCACGCGCUGGGGGGACCCGAUGGCGCACCUGGUCGGGCGCCGCGGCGGCGAGGAGGACCCUGCGCCGGUGAUCGCGCAGGACGCGCUGGGGUUCUUCCAGUCGAAGGGGUUCCGCAUCCCGCAGGAGGUGCCCCCGCACUCGUGGAUCAAGCGCAAGGCCGUGCCGCCGCUCAACAGAUACGGCAUCCGCCCCGGGCGGCACUGGGACGGCGUGGACCGCAGCAACGGGUUCGAGGCGAAGAUGUUCGACAUGCUGGCCCAGCGGCAGCACAAGCAGGAGCAGUCGUACCGCGACCUGGUGGACGACAUCUAG